Molecule: messenger RNA, 5761 nt
Organism: Sinocyclocheilus rhinocerous
Lineage: Eukaryota; Metazoa; Chordata; Actinopteri; Cypriniformes; Cyprinidae
Product: A disintegrin and metalloproteinase with thrombospondin motifs 20-like
Exons: 37
Coding region: 188-5761 (1857 amino acids)
Biological process (GO): proteolysis; extracellular matrix organization
Cellular component (GO): extracellular matrix
Molecular function (GO): metalloendopeptidase activity; zinc ion binding
Source: RefSeq, a predicted model, not a curated record
CGCACACAUUGAGCACAGAGAGCCACGGCUCCGUGCGCGACAUGAGCGGAUCCGUGCGGGUGUUUUAACGGCAUGACGGCGGAUCGGAGGAGCUGCAGCUGAAGGAGGAGAGCCGGUAGAGACGCUCCAGCCCCGGAGAACCGAAGAGAGGAGCGGCGGAGAGCGAGAGGCAGAGCGCCGGGGAAUCAUGCGGGGUCCUGCGCUCCGGCUGCUGGGUCUCGUGUGGCACCUCUCCGCGCUUUUACGCACCGCGCAAACGUACAAACUCCACCACAAACAAGAGAGCUUCAUCAGACAGCUGUCAGCAUAUGAGAUCAUCACCCCGGUGCGCUUGAAUGAUUUUGGAGAGUCGUUCCCGCACCGGCUGCAUUACCGCAGGAGGAGGCGCAGCGCUGACGCGGAGGUCUCGGGUUCGAGGGCUCAUUACCGGUUCGAGGCGUUCGGUCAGGCGUUUCACCUGAACCUCACGGCUGAUUCUGGAUUCAUUGCUCCGUCUUACACGGUGCUUCAUCUGGGAGAGGAAGAGAAGCGUGGAGACGCCGCAGACCUGCGCCACUGUUUCUUCAGAGGACAUGUCAACGAUCGCAGGGAACACCACGCCAUCUUUAGCCUCUGCACUGGACUACUUUCAGUGUUGGGGAAACAGCUGUCAGCAUAUGAGAUCAUCACCCCGGUGCGCUUGAAUGAUUUUGGAGAGUCGUUCCCGCACCGGCUGCAUUACCGCAGGAGGAGGCGCAGCGCUGACGCGGAGGUCUCGGGUUCGAGGGCUCAUUACCGGUUCGAGGCGUUCGGUCAGGCGUUUCACCUGAACCUCACGGCUGAUUCUGGAUUCAUUGCUCCGUCUUACACGGUGCUUCAUCUGGGAGAGGAAGAGAAGCGUGGAGACGCCGCAGACCUGCGCCACUGUUUCUUCAGAGGACAUGUCAACGAUCGCAGGGAACACCACGCCAUCUUUAGCCUCUGCACUGGACUAAUCGGCACGUUCACGACGCACAGCGGUCAGUUCUUCCUGGAGCCGCUGCUGAGCGCUGAUGGAGACGAGUAUGAGGAAGAGCACAACAAACCUCACCUGCUCUACAGACACGAGUCACAUGACUCUCAGCCAUGCAGCGCCUCAGAUCGUCCCGUCCAUCACAUCAGUCUCCAUAGCAACAGAACUCUGGAGGAGGAAGUGAUGUCGAUACAGGAAACGAUGCGUUCCGAAGACGGCUCUCAUUCCCGCCGGAAGCGCUUUCUGUCGUAUCCGCGAUUCGUGGAACUGAUGGUGACGGCCGACGCCAAGAUGGUGCGACAUCACGGACACAACCUGGAGCACUACAUCCUCACAAUCAUGUCAGUAGUUGCUGCGAUCUACAGAGACCCCAGUGUAGGAAACCUCAUCAACAUCGUGAUCGUCAAACUCAUCGUCAUACACAACGAACAGGAAGGGCCGAAUAUAAACGUCUACGCCACUGCGACGCUUCAUAACUUCUGCAUGUGGCAGCAGAGUCACAACGUUUUGGACGACAGUCACCCGGGUCAUCACGACACGGCGCUGCUCAUCACCAGGGAGGACAUCUGCCGAGCAAAGGACAAGUGUGACACGUUAGGUCUGGCGGAGCUGGGGACGAUGUGCGACCCGUACCGAAGCUGCUCCAUCAGCGAGGAGAACGGCCUGAGUGCAUCCUUCACCAUCGCUCACGAGCUCGGACACGUGUUCAACAUGCCUCAUGACGACAGUCCGAAGUGCCGCGAGGCGGGAAUCAAGCAUCAGUACCACGUCAUGGCCCCGACCCUCAACUACGACACCAGCCCCUGGUCCUGGUCCAAAUGCAGCCGCAAAUACAUCACGGAUUUCCUGGACACUGGUUAUGGUGAAUGUCUCCUGGACGAGCCUUUGGGGAGGAUGUAUAACCUUCCCAGCCAGCUUCCGGGUCAACUCUACAACGCCAACCGGCAGUGUGAACUCAUGUUCGGCCCCGGCUCCCAAGUCUGUCCGUUUAUGAAACAGUGCAAGCGUCUCUGGUGCACCAGUGCGGAGGGCGACCAUAAAGGAUGUCGUACGCAGCACAUGCCACUCGCUGAUGGGACCGAAUGUGGCUAUGGAAUGCACUGCAGGCACGGCAUGUGUGUGAAUAAGGAGAUGGACAUGAAGCCGGUUCAUGGUGAAUGGGGCCCCUGGGGCCCCUACAGUGUUUGUUCCAGGACCUGUGGAGGAGGAACACGCAGCACAACCAGAGACUGCAAUAAACCAGAGCCGAGGAACGGGGGCCGGUUUUGUGUGGGCCGCAGAAUGAAGUUCCGCUCGUGUAACACGGAUCCGUGUCCCCGCGGCCGGAGGGAUUUCAGGGAAGAGCAGUGCGCGCAGUUCGACGGGAAACACUUCAACAUCAACGGACUGCCGCCCUCCGUCCGCUGGGUGCCGAAGUACAGCGGCAUUCUGAUGAAGGAUCGCUGUAAACUCUUCUGUCGUGUCGUGGGGACGAUGGCGUACUAUCAGCUGAGGGAUCGGGUCGUCGACGGGACCCCGUGUGGACCGGACACGUAUGAUAUCUGUGUACAAGGCCUCUGCAGGCAAGCAGGUUGUGACCAUGUUUUGAACUCGAAGGCCAGAAAUGAUAAGUGUGGCGUCUGUGGAGGAGACAACUCUUCAUGUAAGACCCUCGCUGGAACCUUCAACAACUCACAAUACGGUUAUAACGUUGUGGUUCGAAUUCCUGCUGGUGCGACCAACAUCGAUAUAAAGCAGGUCAGCUACUCAGGAUUGCCAGAAGAUGAUAACUACCUCGCUUUGUCUGACAAUCAGUCCAACUUCCUCCUGAACGGGAACUUCGUGGUGUCCAUGUUUAAAAGGGAGAUCACCUUUAAGGGAGCAGAGAUCGAGUACAGCGGAUCUAACACCACGGUUGAGCGGAUCAACUGCACGCAGCGGAUCGAGGAGGAGCUCGUGCUGCAGGUUCUGUGCGUGGGAAACCUGUAUAAUCCUGACGUCAGAUAUUCCUUCAGUAUUCCCAUCGAGGAGCAGAGAGAGCAGUUCGUGUGGGAUCUGUCAGGCCCCUGGCAGGAGUGCAGCCGCAUGUGUCAAGGUGAGCGGCGGCGGAAGGCCGUGUGUGUUCGUAAGAGUGAUCAUUUGGUGGUUUCGGAGCAGAGGUGUGAGAAUCUACCUCGACCCAGAGGCACGAUGGAGCCCUGCAAUACUGACUGUGAACUCCGGUACAAGCACACGACGCCUCUCAUGCUUUAUAUUAGUAAUGCAGCAUGCUCGAAGAGCUGCGGACACGGCGUCCGGACGCGGCAGGCGUACUGUAUGAACAAUCUGGGUCGCAGGCUGGUGGAGCGAGAGUGUAGCGAGCAGCAGAGAGUCCUGAGCGAACCCUGCAAUGACGUGCCCUGUCCUGACUGGAGCGCCAGCGAAUGGAGCGAGUGUCUGGUGACAUGCGGGAAGGGCGUCAGACACCGACAGGUGCUUUGCAUUCUGGGAGACGAGAAGCUGAAUGAGCAGCGCUGUGACCCAAACACCAAACCCUCGGCGGUGGGCGGCUGUGAGCUUCCCGAAUGUGCGUCCUGGCAGGUCGGAGCCUGGAGUCCGUGCACGGUGAGCUGCGGUCAGGGCUAUCAGAUGCGUGCGGUCAGGUGUGUGUCGGGAGCUUACGGCGAGACAAUGGAUGACAGGGAUUGUAACGCAGCCGCCAGACCUCGAGACAGUCAGGACUGUGAGUUGUCAGCUUGUCCUCGCGCAGCGUCAGUGUUUAACACACCCAGACCAGCAGAAGUGGGUCAGAGACACACACAGUGGAGAUACGGCUCAUGGACCAGCUGCUCGGUGUCGUGUGGUGUGGGUCGCUCCACGCGGCGGGUCGUGUGCAUGAGCUACCAUCAUCAGCUGGACGAGUCGUUCUGUGACCCAGACGAGCGUCCCAGCACUGAGCAGGAGUGUGCGGCCGCCCCCUGCCAAUCCUCCUACCACUGGCCUAACAACCAGCCCCACUUUCCCUUGAAUAUUCGUUUUUUUUCACACGAACUUCAUUCGGACAAGGUCGUGGUUUGUCAGGACGCAGACGGACGCAGCACCAAUCACUGCGACGAGAGAGUCAAACCCGACCAAUCCAAGAGCUGCGACUCCGGACCCUGUCCACACUGGAACUACGGCGUCUGGGGACAGUGCUCACCCUCAUGUGGCGGCGGUCAGCGCACGCGUCUAGUGGUCUGUCAGCGUCCGAGCGGUCAGAGGUUAAACGAGCACAGCUGCGACGCUCUGGACAAACCGGCCGAUGUGGAGCAGUGUAACGGCCAGCCCUGCGCCGCCGCUGCUUCAUGGCACAGACGAGCGUGGAAGCCGUGCUCGGUGUCCUGCGGGAAGGGAAUCAAAGAGCGGCAGAUCGUCUGCGUCGAUCAGAACCAAACACAGAUCCAGGAGCACAGCUGCGCUCAUCUCAUCCCACCCAGAACACAGAAGGCCUGUCGGGCCGGACCAUGCCCCUCCUGGAGAGCCAAUCGGUGGAGAGGGUGUUCGGCAAGCUGCGGCGCUGGCCUUCAGUCGCGUGAGGUCUUCUGCAGGUCAAAGGGCAAAGGUCGCGUCUCUGAUGAGCUGUGUGACGCGCUCCUGCGUCCCGAUCGCCUCCGCUCCUGCUUCCACACCGACUGCCAGACGCACAGCUGGUCAACACACGACUGGAAGGACUGUAGCGCGAGCUGUGGCCGCGGCGUGAGGUCCAGAUCUGUGUUUUGUGUGGACGGCGGGAUGAAGGCGGCUCCGGACAGCGUGUGUGACGCUUCUCUCAAACCCCACACACACGAGCCGUGUCACAGCGCCACCUGCCUGUACGUCUGGAUCAGCACCGCAUGGAGUCAGUGCUCGGUGAGCUGUGGCUCUGGACUCCAGCGGAGGGUGCUGCACUGCUCUGCUGUGACCUCUGACCUGCAGACGUAUUCACAUGCAUCUCCCUCCGACUGCAUCGAGCGCCCGCCGGCUGACAGCAGGCCGUGUGUCCUGUCUGAGUGUCCGUCUGCGGGCCGCUGGAGCGCCGGGCCGUGGAGCCAGUGCUCUCAGACGUGCGGCGCUGGAGUCAUGCACAGGACGGUCCAGUGUCUCAGCGCUCAAAACCUCCCGUCUCAGAGCUGCCCGCUGUCCAGCCGGCCGGAGACACACGCCACCUGCAGACAGGCCGACUGUGAGCUGCACACGAGCUGUCGAGAAGUUCAGGUGAAGGGAGGCGUUCAGAAAGAUGGAGAGCAUUACAUCAAAGUCCGGUCCAAGAUCCUGCAGAUCUACUGCGCCGAGAUGCAGAGCGGUUUCCCCAAAGAGUACGUGACCCUGCGCAGCGGCCAGACCGACAAUUACUCCGAGGUGUACAGAUACAGGCUGCAGAACCCCUUUGAAUGUCCGUAUAACGGCAGUCGGCGGCAGGACUGCGCCUGCAGGAACGAUUACACUGCGGCCGGUUACACCGUCUUUCACCGCGUACGGCUCGAUCUUUCCAGCAUGUGCAUCAUCCCGACUGAUUUGAAGUUCAGUCGGACGUUGUUUGGUCGCUCCGUCCCGUUUGCGUCCGCAGGAGACUGUUACAGCGCUGCUAAAUGUCCUCAGGGUCAGUUUAGUAUAAAUCUCAGUGGAACAGGACUGAAGGUCGCAGAAUCCACUAAAUGGGUUUCCCAAGGCAACUACGUCACGGUCAAAGUUCACCGUUCAGAAGACGGUAGCAGAAUCUACGGCCGCUGCGGCGGUUUCUGUGGGAAGUGUCUUCCUCAUCCUCAUACGGGCCUUUUUGUCAAAAUCCAGUAA